Messenger RNA from Candidozyma haemuli, 1119 nucleotides. RefSeq names its product 3-deoxy-7-phosphoheptulonate synthase (gene ARO3). The coding region runs from base 1 to 1119 and encodes 372 amino acids. Lineage: Eukaryota; Fungi; Ascomycota; Pichiomycetes; Serinales; Metschnikowiaceae. The record is from RefSeq and is a predicted model, not a curated record. The transcript is spliced from 2 exons. Gene Ontology annotation, molecular function: 3-deoxy-7-phosphoheptulonate synthase activity. Gene Ontology annotation, biological process: aromatic amino acid biosynthetic process. Gene Ontology annotation, cellular component: cytoplasm.
AUGUUCAUCCAAAACGAACACGUCGGCGACAGAUCCCGCAUGGAGGAUUGGAGAAUUCGUGGCUACGACCCUUUGUCUCCACCAGACUUAUUACAGCAUGAGUUCCCACUUUCUGAUAAAUGCAAAGACAUUAUCUUGAACGGUAGGGAAGAUGCAUGCAACAUUUUGAAUGGUAAGGACGAUAGACUUAUCGUUGUCAUUGGACCUUGCUCUAUCCAUGACCCAGCUGCUGCUCUUGAUUACGCCACGAGAUUGCACAAGCUUGCUGAGCAACACAAGGGUGAGCUUCAUGUUGUCAUGAGAGCUUACCUCGAGAAGCCAAGAACCACUGUGGGCUGGAAAGGUUUGAUUAACGACCCAGAGAUUGACGGUUCUUUCCAAAUCAACAAGGGUCUCAGAAUCGCCAGAAAGUUGUUCGUCGAGUUGACUGAGAAGUUGCCUAUUGCUGGUGAGAUGUUGGACACGAUCUCUCCUCAAUUCUUGUCUGACUUGUUCAGUGUUGGUGCUAUCGGUGCUAGAACCACCGAGUCUCAGUUGCACAGAGAAUUGGCUUCUGGUUUGUCAUUCCCUGUGGGCUUCAAGAACGGUACUGACGGUACUCUUGGCGUUGCUCUCGACGCCGUUAGAGCUGCUUCUCACCCACACCACUUCUUAAGCGUUACGAAACCGGGUAUCGUACUGAUCGUGGGCACCGAAGGUAACCAAGAUUGCUUCGUUAUCUUAAGAGGUGGUAAACAAGGCACGAAUUACGAUGCCAAAUCCGUCCAGGAGACGAAAGACGCCUUGGCCAAGGCUAAGGUUGUUGACCCAGAGAACCCAACUCCAAGAAUCAUGGUUGACUGUUCUCACGGUAACUCUAACAAGAACCACAAGAACCAGCCUCUUGUUGCUGCUGAAAUUGCCAAGCAGAUUUCUGAAGGCGAGAACCAAAUUUGCGGUUUGAUGAUUGAAUCAAACAUCGCUGAAGGAAGACAAGACGUUCCCCCAGCCGACCAGGGCGGUAAGGAUGCCUUGAAGUACGGCUGUUCCAUCACGGAUGCCUGUAUCGGCUUCGAUGACACUGAGACGGUCUUGCAGACGUUAGCAGAAGCCAUCAAGGCCAGAAGAGCUUCAAAAUAG